This is a messenger RNA of Misgurnus anguillicaudatus (oriental weatherfish), 2496 nucleotides long. RefSeq names its product F-box protein 4 (gene fbxo4). Gene Ontology annotation, molecular function: protein binding. Gene Ontology annotation, biological process: SCF-dependent proteasomal ubiquitin-dependent protein catabolic process; protein polyubiquitination. NCBI's taxonomy places the organism in Eukaryota, Metazoa, Chordata, Actinopteri, Cypriniformes, Cobitidae. Gene Ontology annotation, cellular component: SCF ubiquitin ligase complex. The record is from RefSeq and is a predicted model, not a curated record.
GGUAAUAAAGUAAAAAGCUAAUAACUAUAUCCAGUCGGAGUGCGGGUGUACCACAAAGACAAAAUUCAUUUAUAGAGUUGACUGGGGUGGUUUCCCAGAAAGGGUUUAUCCUAGUCCCAAAUUAAAAUGCAUGUUUGAGCUGCCUUAAUUUAAAAACACUUUGCAUUGACGUAUCUAAACAUAUAUAUUAGUGCUGUUGUGUUGUCUCAAGAUGCACACGUGUAGAGUUUUUUGUAAGGUUUGCAUAAAAACUACCUAAAUGACCUAAUAUCCAAGCCCUAGUCCUGGAUUAAUCUAAACCUGAUCUAGGAAACUGCCCUUAUAUCUUAAAACAUGAUCUAUAAUGCUAUUGCCUUGUGAUCCAGGGCUGCUUAACUAGAAAAUCGGUCCUGGUUUAAAUGAAAAUGAUCUUUAAAAAAGGAAAUUAUAUCUUGGUGUCUCAUUAACGGUUGUUUGUUACUGAAGGCAACAUAUCAGCGUCACUAGUGCAAUACAAGCUAGUUCAAAACGAUAUCCAAAUAUUUCAUACAAAAAAUUACUUUGUUUUGCACAAACCGAGUCAUUAAUAGGUUAGUUCGACUUUAUACGUGUAUGUUAUCAAAGUAUCGCGAGAACGGUUUGAAAGCACAGCUGCAGAAUCGCUCUCGCGGUACUUCCAUGUCAUACGCCGAUCGGUCUGCGCAGCGCAUCAUGACGUCGAACACAUCCUCAUCGUUCAAUGUUUUGACAGCGGCUCUAAAGUACUACAAUUCCCACAAUGCAAUAGCGCAUUUGACGUUUCACACACUCCUAUGAAAAUACAAGGGACGUGUAACUUUGACAGUUCCGGGAAAACCCACAGGAAAAUCUAAGAUUGUCCAACGGAAACCGCGAUCUACAAUUAAAAUGUCUUUUAGUGCAAGAAAGCGAACUGUGUUGUUUUAAGUCUGUUAUGCUUUCACGCAUAACUAUCUACGAAAUCUUUAAAAUAUAUGUUUUAGAACAAGUGUCAGCAUGCUGAGUCGAUCCAUAGUCUUGCAGAGUCUCAGGAGUAUUAGAGAUAGAUUUUUUGAUACAGGACGACAAAGAAAUGAACAAAAUAAUGUUGGGGCUGAGACAAGUCAUGACGUCACCGGUCCCUCUCUUGACAAUUUGUCGGUUGACAUGCAGUUUCACAUCAUGACCUUCCUCUCUCCGCAAGACCUGUGCAGACUGGGGGGCACUAGUACGUACUGGCGGUCCAUGGUUCGAGACCCUGUGCUUUGGAAGUACUUCCUGCUGCGUGAUAUGCCGCUCUGGCAGUCAGUUGAUCAUUUAUCGAUGCCUGAGAUCAAGCUCAGUGGUACAUCAGUGCUAGGGGACCCUGAGAUGAACCACUUUGAUUAUAUGGCUGAGUACCUACGGGUCUGCCCAGCUUGUCGAAACCAAUGGCGACAGCAACCAAGGGCAACAUUUGAGUCUGUGUCGUCUUUUUUUCACUUCUUAGUACCAGGUACCGCAGAGCCACAGUUUGUCAUGUUUGGCCCAGGCCUUGAACAGUUAGAGGUUUCGCUGAUGACUAGGAUCAUGAACUCCCCUCAUGUACUACCUAUAGCAGGAAUGCCUCAACGUCAGGUUGAAGGCAUUGGAUCUGGAAUCAGUUUUAAGUUCAAGGAUCAGCACACAUUUAAUAUUAUUACUUUGUAUUCAACAAACAGGACAGAGAGAGAGAGGGCUCGUCUGGAGCACCUCAAUCUGCGCAGUAAAGUCUUCGUCUAUCAGGAGGAUAGUGACUCCAAUACACCCUUAAGUCUUAACCCUAUGUUUAAUCAAGCGUGUCAGGCUGUAAAUGGAUUCAUCUUUGUGGCAAACGCUGAGAUGGAAAGAGGAUCUGACCAAGGUUGGGAAGAAGAGAGUGCUCAGAUCAGGGUUAUGUUGGACCCUGCGGUGGGUUCUGUCUCACGACCCAUCCUGGUGCUCUCUUGUAUAUCUAGAGAAACAGCAGACACACACAGGAUUCCAUGUGUGACUGUGGCCCAUCAUCUUCAGCUCAGCUCACUCUCCAACCCCUGGAUGGUACAGGACACUGCUGCAGAAUCACUCAACGGACUGCUGGAUGGUAUUGAUUGGCUAAUGAGAAACUCUGAUGUCAGGUUGUAACCAAUAAUACUGUUAAGUACCUGCUAGAUGUACUAUAUAUUAUUAAAAGCAUAUAAUAGAUGCUUUUGUAAGCAUCUUAUUAUUAGUAUGAGAUACAGUUUACACUGCCUGUACUUAUGGUGCAGAGUCAAACAACUUGAUUUUCUUGUACAAUACAGUAAAUGUUUUGUACCAAUUGUUUGAACGUAUUCACUUUAUACAAUCCUGUACUUACUUCUUUGUCUUCAUAUUGUUAUUUAAUUCUGUUUUUUAGGUAAACAUUUUGUAAAUCUUUUUAAAUCAAGUUUAUUAGGAUAUAUUUAUCUAGCUUUGCAACAUGCAUUUUUUAUAUGUAAUGGUACCGAAAAAUGGUUAGGAAAUAAAUUUUAACAACAAUGA